AUGCAUCCUGUGGUGUACGCGCUGCUGCUGGUGGGCUCCUGCUUGGCCCACUACCGCGGCGGGUACGAGUCCCGCCUCAACCUCAUAGAAAGAGAAGAACCGCAGGAGGAACAGGACGGGGACAUAGUGGAAUGUCCUGUUUGCGGCGGGUCGGGUAACAGCGAGUGGCUACCCAGCAACGAAGUGUGUCCUAUCGUGAGAGGAGACAAGAGGUACAAACGCUGCCAAUUGGGAACUUACGUCAACACAGUCUGCGACAACCGCCUGGAUUGCUAUAGAGGACCAAGGGAGCAGUGCACAGAGAAAAUGGACUUCGACAUAUAUGGGCAAAAGUGUGCCCCUGGGUACUAUUGCAACAAGUACUUGGGGGUGUGUACAGGCCUCGAAUACAACGUGGAGAGCAAGACCCAGUGGCUGCUGAACCCUAAUCACCGAUACCCGCUCCGAGCUCGAAGGAGUAUCUGA
Amyelois transitella is the source of this 465-nucleotide messenger RNA. RefSeq lists its product as uncharacterized. Bases 1 to 465 code for a protein of 154 amino acids. NCBI's taxonomy places the organism in Eukaryota, Metazoa, Arthropoda, Insecta, Lepidoptera, Pyralidae. The transcript has 3 exons. The record is from RefSeq and is a predicted model, not a curated record.